Molecule: messenger RNA, 1113 nt
Organism: Vombatus ursinus (common wombat)
Lineage: Eukaryota; Metazoa; Chordata; Mammalia; Diprotodontia; Vombatidae
Gene: CACYBP
Product: calcyclin binding protein
Exons: 6
Coding region: 125-814 (229 amino acids)
Biological process (GO): heart development
Cellular component (GO): nucleus
Molecular function (GO): tubulin binding; ubiquitin protein ligase binding; S100 protein binding
Source: RefSeq, a predicted model, not a curated record
GCUGGGGGCAGCGGCUUGUGGCGGUCGGUUCCGCGUUCUGAGCCCGGUGCUUGCGGUGUGGGAUCCCGGGGCCUCUCCUCUGCGUGGUCGCGGCUCGCGUUACUCCUGGCGGUGGCGGCAAGCCAUGGCGGCAGCCCUGGAGGAGCUACAGAAAGACCUGGAAGAAGUGAAGGAGUUGCUGGGAAAGGCCACUAGGAAAAGAGUCCGUGAUGUCCUAACAGCAGAAAAGUCCAAGUUAGAGACAGAAAUCAAGCACAAGACAAAGCAGAAUGGACAGGAGAAAGGAGAAACUAUUGAUAAUGAGAAACCAGCGGCUGUGGUUGCCCCCAUUUCAGUUGGGUACACAGUGAAAAUCAACAAUUAUGGAUGGGAUCAAUCAGAUAAAUAUGUGAAAAUCUACAUCACCUUAAAUGGUGUUCAGCAAGUCCCCCCUGAGAAUGUACAGGUGCAGUUCAAAGAGAGGUCAUUUGAAGUUCUUGUAAAGAAUCUUAAUGGGAAAAACUACUCUAUGACCGUCAACAACCUCUUGAAGCCCAUCUGUGUAGAAGGUAGUUUAAGAAAGAUUAAGACUGAUACAGUUCUUGUACUGUGCAAAAAGAAGCAGGAACAGAAAUGGGAUUACCUGACCCAGGUGGAGAAAGAAUGCAAAGAGAAGGAAAAAUCUUCCUUUGAUAAUGACACAGAUCCUAGUGAGGGGCUGAUGAAUGUUUUGAAGAAAAUUUAUGAAGAUGGAGAUGAUGAAAUGAAGAGAACUAUUAAUAAAGCCUGGGUAGAGUCAAGGGAGAAACAAGCCAAAGGAGAGAGUGAAUUUUGAGACAAAAAGUCCUUUCAGCCACCAAUGUGGAAAUAUCCUUUCCAAAAAGGAACUGUUGCUGAGCUGCACAGAUGAAUUUGACAAGUAUAUUGUUUACACAGCCUUCUUCCAAGCAAAGACCGUGAACUCUUUCCAUUUCAUGCUGGAGGAUUUAUUUAAAAUAAAAUAUGCUUAUUUUAAAACACUUCUUUCAAGGAAGGUUGCCUUAGUGCCCUGGUUCUGUGUGCAAGAAAGGGUCAUUGUUUCCUUACUUCAAUGUCAAAAAAAGUCUUGCUAAUUAAAAAGCUAUAUAUUCCUUA